AUGGAGGCAAAAAACCACACAGAAGUAUCAGAAUUUCUCCUCUUGGGUCUCUCAGAAGUUCCCUCACUGCAGCCCCUUCUCUUCGGGCUGUUCCUGUCCAUGUACCUGGUCACGGUACUCGGGAACCUGCUCAUCGUCCUGGCCAUCAUCUCCGACGCCCACCUGCACACCCCCAUGUACUUCUUCCUCUCCAACCUGUCCUUUGUAGACAUCUGCUUCACCUCCACCACCGUCCCCAAGAUGCUGGUGAACCUUCACACACACGGCAAAGACAUCUCCUAUAUGGGAUGCCUCACUCAGGUCUAUUUUUUUAUGAUUUUUGCUGGACUGGAUAAUUUCCUCCUGACCGUGAUGGCCUAUGACCGGUUUGUGGCCAUCUGCCACCCCCUGCACUACACGGUCAUCAUGAACCCCCGCCUCUGUGCCCUGCUGGUCCUGAUGUCUUGGUUCAUCAUUUUCUGGGUCGCCCUGGUUCACCUUCUACUGAUAACGAGGCUGACCUUCUCUGUAGGCACUGAAAUCCCACAUUUCUUCUGUGACCUGACUCAGCUCCUCAAGGUGGCCUCCUCUGACACCUUCAUCAAUAACAUCUACCUGUACGUGUCCACUGUGUUGCUAGGCGUAUUUCCUGUCACAGGGAUCCUCUACUCCUACUCUAAGAUCGUGUCCUCCUUAAAGAGGGUGUCCUCCACUGCGGGCAAGAACAAAGCAUUUUCCACCUGUGGGUCUCACCUCUGUGUGGUCUCCUUGUACUAUGGGACAAGUCUGGUUGAAUACCUCAGCUACGCUGUGACCCCUACUUCCCAGAGCAGCGCCAUAGCCUCGGUGAUGUACACCGUGGUCACCCCCAUGCUGAACCCCUUCAUCUACAGCCUGAGGAACAAGGACGUGAAGGCGGCCCUAAGAAGACUGCUCGGUAGAGCAGCCUCUUGA
Messenger RNA from Microcebus murinus (gray mouse lemur), 933 nucleotides. Its product is annotated as olfactory receptor 7D4-like. Gene Ontology annotation, cellular component: membrane. The record is from RefSeq and is a predicted model, not a curated record. Gene Ontology annotation, biological process: G protein-coupled receptor signaling pathway. Gene Ontology annotation, molecular function: G protein-coupled receptor activity; olfactory receptor activity. Lineage: Eukaryota; Metazoa; Chordata; Mammalia; Primates; Cheirogaleidae.